Saprolegnia diclina VS20 is the source of this 1698-nucleotide messenger RNA. RefSeq lists its product as hypothetical. The coding region runs from base 1 to 1698 and encodes 565 amino acids. The transcript is spliced from 9 exons. Gene Ontology annotation, molecular function: serine-type endopeptidase activity; tripeptidyl-peptidase activity. The record is from RefSeq and is a predicted model, not a curated record. Gene Ontology annotation, biological process: proteolysis. Lineage: Eukaryota; Oomycota; Saprolegniomycetes; Saprolegniales; Saprolegniaceae.
AUGCUGCGACUGGAACAGCUCGCCGUGACGCUCUUGGCGCUCACUUCGAGCGCGACAGCGUGGCGCCGCCUUGAGCGCGCCCACGAGGCAGACACAAUGGAGCUGCGCAUUCAGCUGCAGGCCGAAGCCGACCUCGCAGCGCAGCUCGCGGCCAUCUCGGAUGUCACGUCGGCCACGUACGGCCGGUACCUCUCGAACCUGGACACGGCGGCGCGGCCAAGUGACGCCGCGGCCGCCGCGAUGCAAGCCUUACUAAGCAAGUACAACCCCGUCGUGAGCCGCGCGGGCGACCUCUGGCGCGUGACGCUGCCGGUCGCGGACGUCGAAACCCUCUUUGACACCAAAGUGCACGCCUACAGCCUCGAGACGCGUCGUAUCUUGCGCGCUUCAAAUGGCGUCGUGAUGCCCAAAAGCAUUGCAGCACACGUUGUUCUCAUUGACGGCCUCGACCGCCUGCCACGAACCAAAGCUCGUGCGUCGCGCCGCCGGCUGCAGUACGGCGCCAACAAUCCGCUCGCAAGCGUUGUUACGAUCGAGACGCUCCAGGAGCAAUAUCACCUGCCCAAGGAUCUCGACAGCAGCUACGACGGCAACGGCGUCGUCAUUGGCACCUUCUUGGAAGAGACCUACAUGGAGACAGACAUCGAGUCGUACUUGGGCGUGAACGGCCAAGCACCGCUUUCUGUGAUGCCCGCCCAGCGCAAUUGCAUCGGGAACGGCACUGGCAAGACCGCGACAAGCGAAGCCUCGUUGGACGCGCAGCUCAUCGCGGGGCUUACACGGAACAACGCCACAACGAUCCUUUGCUACAACGAUCUGCGCGUUCCUGACGAGCCCGCGUCAGACGCCAACCAAGAGCCUUUUCUUCGCUUCAUGCGCGACGUCAACGCCCUUGAGCCAGCACCGAGCGUCGUCUCCAUCAGCUAUGCUGACGACGAGUGUGCCCUGCCGCUAUCCUAUCGCAAUGCCCUUGAUCUCGAGUUCAUCAAGGCCGGACUCCGGGGCACAACGAUCGUCGUCGCGAGUGGCGACAAUGGCGUCGUUGGCAGUUGGUACCUCGAGGAUUUCGGCCCCAAGCUCUGCGCCAAGUACCAGCCAAGUUAUCCGUCGUCGUCGCCGUACAUCGUGUCGGUGGGUGCAACCGUCAACGUCGGCGGCAAGGAGACAGGCCUCUCGAUCCGCAAUGGUGGCGCCAUCACGACCGGCGGUGGCUUUAGCGCCGACAGCCCGAGGCCCUCGUAUCAGGCCAGUGUCGUCGACGCUUACGUGGCACGCCAUUCGCUCGACAAGCCGCGCUUCAACGUGAGCGGUCGCGCGUACCCGGACGUAUCGGCGCUGGGGCACAGUAUCGCGCUCUACAUUGCUGGCUUCUACACAUCCUGUGACGGCACGUCGGCGUCAGCGCCCAUUGUUGCGGCCAUUAUCUCGCACCUCAACAAGUACCGAUUGCGCACCGGUCGCCCCAAGCUCGGGUUUGUCAACCCGUACCUGUACAAGCUCUACGAGGUGUGUCCGUUCAUCUUUAACGACAUUGUGGCGGGCGAGAACGGAUGCGGCGCGCUCAACCAGCCCUGCUGCGACAAUGGCUUCGCCGCCGGCUUUGGCUGGGACCCCAUCGGAGGCCUUGGGUCGAUCAACUACCACGCCUUUGAGACCAACAUGGAGGCGUGCGAGGCGCUCAUGAAGAUAACGCCGUGA